This is a messenger RNA of Apiotrichum porosum, 659 nucleotides long. RefSeq lists its product as uncharacterized. The annotation marks the transcript as partial. NCBI's taxonomy places the organism in Eukaryota, Fungi, Basidiomycota, Tremellomycetes, Trichosporonales, Trichosporonaceae. The transcript is spliced from 4 exons. The record is from RefSeq and is a predicted model, not a curated record.
AUGAACCGUUUUGCGACGGCUCUGUAUCCAUCGAUACCGAGCUCGAGCUCGGAGGGCUCGUCGACCAACAUCACUCCUCAGGACUCUGCUCGCGGCGACUCACCCACCGAAGCACCCUUGUCCUCCAUCCACACGCUCAACCUUGCCAAGUCAAUCUACGAUGAUCCACGGUCCACACGCUUCCCUACCCCUGCGCCCGGCACGGGACAGGCCAGCCGGGCACACUCAGACUCGGUCGGCGGCACGGGCGGUCUUGCCAGUCGCGCAAGUGGACCAAACCUUCUCCGCCGCCUGACGGACGAGUACCAGCGCAACGGCGGCGUUGUCCCCUCGCCUUCCUCGACGGGCGCGCGGGUCGACCGCAGUCUCCGCGUCAACCUCAUGCAGAUUCCAACAAAGGGCAAAGCACGAAACACCAUGCCUGCACCAGCAUGUGGUGGACGGCUGAACAGCAUGGCCAAGGGCCCGGGGGACCGCUAUGUCGUCGGUGGAGGACAGUACGAUUCACCCAAGGAUUCUUCACCCAAAUCCAUUCGUCAGGCCGGCACUCCCUUUGCUCGUGGACCCGGCGGCGUCACCGUCAGCGAGGUGGUCAACUUUUGGAAGGGGUCUUGGGCCAUUGGCAAGGGUGUCAACGACGUCGACUGGGUGUACCGGUC